Messenger RNA from Penaeus indicus, 441 nucleotides. RefSeq names its product UV excision repair protein RAD23 homolog B-like. Gene Ontology annotation, molecular function: proteasome binding; ubiquitin binding; polyubiquitin modification-dependent protein binding. Gene Ontology annotation, biological process: proteasome-mediated ubiquitin-dependent protein catabolic process. The record is from RefSeq and is a predicted model, not a curated record. The transcript is spliced from 4 exons. Gene Ontology annotation, cellular component: cytosol; nucleoplasm. The coding region runs from base 103 to 441 and encodes 112 amino acids. Lineage: Eukaryota; Metazoa; Arthropoda; Malacostraca; Decapoda; Penaeidae.
CAUACCGGAUGUGACGUCACGGCUCAUGGCUGCUGUUAUUCAGCAGGAGUGAAACAAACAAGGCUGUGUCGAGGGGGAUUAGCAGAGCAACACGGGGCGAAAAUGGUGGUUCUCACGCUGAAGAACUUGCAACAGCAGACCUUCACGAUCGAGAUCGAGCUGUCUGCCACGGUGAAAGCUCUAAAAGAGAAGGUUGAGAAGGAGAAAGGUGGUGACUAUCCAGCAGUAGGCCAGAAGUUAAUUUAUGCAGGUAAAAUCCUUCAAGAUGACACAACCCUCGAAUCAUAUAACAUUGAUGACAAGAAGUUUUUAGUUAUUAUGGUAACAAAGCCCAAGGCACCUCCUCCGCCUGUUGGUCCAACUGACCCCACAAUUGUAGAAAGCGAGGAGACUCCUGCAGAGGAAUCAACUGCCACCACUGAAUCUUCCUCACAGUUUUAG